GAGAGGACGAGGAGUCUGCGGGGGUCACUUCCUCUCACAGGAAGCUCAGCUCCGGACAUCAUUUCUAGGUUAUUAGGAUGAAUGUUUUUCAGACAGAACUCAUUCCUCAUAGAUCUUUCGAUAUUUUCUUCCAUAAUGUAAUUUAAAAUAUACACCCCGUCUUUUCAGACUUUGGCCUUUUUUCUUUUGUCUUGUGAUCACUCCGCCGUGUUUCUGCCUCACAGUCAUACGGGAUGUGGUACAGAAGUGAAUUAGAGGAUGGAUACGAAACUAAUAAAACAGGCUCCAGUGGGGGGGGCUCUCCAGGAUGGGUCCCUGGGAGCGGUGUCUGUGGGGGCCGGCGGCACAGCACCGUGUCCGACAGCGGGGACACCGGGAUCGGGACCUACUGCUCCAACAGCGUGGAAGAUGACUCCAGUUCCAGUACCACACCGUUGUCUUUUCAGCCGCUCACGUUGCAGCAUCUCGUGAGUCAGGAUGAAGGGUCCGUCCCCCUGGUCCACGUCAUGCUGUCCCCAUCCUCCUCCCCGUACACCGGCUAUAGUACGCCAGCCUCCACCAGCAGCAGCACCGGGCGCUGGAGCAGAUCCUGCCAGCUACUGACCCCCGCCGUGACCCUGCCGGGGGUCUCUCUGGACAUGAAGGACCACCAGCCCCUGCGGAGGUGCUCCUCUCUCACCAAGCUGCCCUCUGGGGCGGACAGAAGCUCCAGCAAGACAUCAGGCCUUCAGUACAACCCCCAAGGCUCCCUGGACCGAGGACUGCCACAUGGGUACAGGAAGGAGCCCCUCGGUUCUAACGUGGAUCUUUACCUCCCCUUAUCUUCCUCCUUGCUCUACCACAGCCUCCUGCAGCGCUCCCCGGGGGCCGGGCCCUGCUACCGCUACAACCACAGCAGUAGAUCCAGUGGUUUGGAAAAGAACCGGUCCGUGCCCUCGAGUCCAUCCUCAUCGGUGAAACGCAACAGUUUGGACAUGAACUACAGCGCCUUGCCGGAAUCUAAAGUGGCUCGGGGGGGGGCACAGCUCUAUGGCCUCAGCUUACCCAAACCAGCUGACCCAGCACUGAAGGAUCAUCAGACCGACAGAGGGUCCCCCAUCCAGCCGGCGGUCCGCACCCAGAUGUGGCUCGCUGAGCAGAUGGAGUACAGGCCCAAAGUAGAGGGUGGAGGUCAACUGGGUCCGAUUGGUGCUGCUGGAACAGAGGGCUGUGGAGAUGGGCCAUCGCCAUGUCAACAGGAACCAGGGCUUCACCAGGUGCUGAUGGGGACCUCUCUUCCUGUACACACUUUGGUGAAGGUGAAAGAGGGGCUGCUGAGACAGAGAGAGCUGGAGAUAGAGAGACAGAAGCAGCAGAUCCUGCAGCUCCAUGCCCGGAUCAGAGAGAACGAGCUGAGAGCAGAGCAGGUGCUGCACAGCCAGAGGGUGUGGCUGGAUGACCCCCCCUUCCAAAAGGAAUCAGCGUUGAGAACAUGCAAACAGCCCUCUGAUAGGCUGUACUGCGAUGAGGAGCUGGGGAGGAAGCUGGCGGUGGCUGAGCUGGAGGUUCUCCAUCUGAGCGAGUUCUUCAAGCAGGUCAACCACAAAUAUACAGAGGACAUCAGGAAACUGGAGGAGAAGAUAAAGACGAGGGAUCGCUACAUCAGCAGUCUGAAAAAGAAAUGUCAGCGAGAGAGCGAACAGAUCCGAGAGAAACAGCAACGCAUCGAAACUCUGGAGAAAUACCUCUCUGACCUGCCGACGCUGGACGAGGUGCAGACCCAGAGCCAGCAGCAGGAGGCGGUCCAGCAGAAGGCCAAACAUCUGGAGAGAACGGCCUCCCGGUUACAGCAGAGCCUAGAGGAAGGGUACGCUCUGAUGAAGGAGAAGGACUUCAGGAUGGAGAUGCAGGCCAUGAGGGAGAAGGAGCUGAUCGCAUCGGUGCAAAGCCUGCAGCAGAAGGUUCAGCUCUGCCUGGCUGACGGGGUGAGGCUGCCCAUGCAGGACCUGAAGCGGCUGGAUGUGGAGAACACUGACCUGCUGGAGCAGAAGGACCACAGCAGCAGGCUGAUCGAGCAACAGAAGGAACGGAUUGAGAGACUGACCUCUCAGCUAACGGCCACUCAUAUGAGACUGCAGAAGAAAAGAAGCCUUCCUCAUGAACAGGAAACAGAGGAAAGCCUGGCCCCCCCAUCCAGAGCCCCCCCACAGGUAUUUAAGGUGGGGGAUAGUGGGCUUCUGGUGGAGCUGCCUGAGGUGGAGCUGCCUGAGGUGGAGCUGCCUGAGGUGGGCCGGCUGCUGAAGGAGAUGUCCCUGUGUCUGCUGGACCUGCAGGCCCUCUGCAGCAUCCUGGCCCAGAGAGCACAGGGGAAGGAGCCCAACCUGUCCCUGCUGCUGGGCAUGAAGUCGCUGAGUGUCUCUGCGGAGGAGAGCGACAGCAGGGAGGAGGUGGAGGAGGAGCUGAGGGUGAAGCUGCUGGAGGUGGCUCGGCUGCGGGGGGACAUCGACGACCUGAGGAGGAGCAUCUCCGAGCGCUACGCCCAGGGUCAGGGGGACAGCUGCGUCUCCCAGUGACCCCCCCUGUGUCCCCCACUGUGUCCCCCCCUGUGUCCCUUCUAUCUGUCAAAUUCAUCUUUUAUUUUUUUUUGUAUUGUGUCGUAUUUGCAAAUGUACGAAGGAGGAGUCUGUUCCUAUUGCUGUACACAGCAUGCGGAAAGAAAGAAACAGAAAUGAUAUUAAAGGGAUGCAUUAUCUUUACAAUAUAUCAUUAUAUGUGUAGUAUUACCAUAUCAAUAUUACAUUUUUUUUAUAUUAAGUUUAUUGUUAAUACUGGUAUGUAAGAGGAUAUGAGCCAAAUGAGGAAUGUUGCUAUGAUUAAGAAGUGAGAUCUAAAUGAGUGAAUAUCAGUAUUAAAGCUGCCGCUUGUUGCGCUGCCUACUAGUGGCCCAAACUAUGUUAUUUAUCGAUUUAGAUCAGGGGUGUCCUAAAAUGUUUCACUGAGGGCCACAUACAGAAACGUAUAUGAAGGGCUGGACCCCUCACUAGAGGUGAGGUAUAUUGCCUCAUAAGGUCAGUUAUAAGAUAGCAAAAUCAAUCAAAUGUAGGGGCAUUAUUCUUGAUAGAAAGCUUUAAGAAAAGAACAGUCUACAUCACAGCUCUCCAUAGGGUUUCAUUUAUUUUGUUACAAAAAGUAUAUUUCAAGUGUGUUACGAGAAUAAGUUAUUGGGCUUUUUCUAUCAACUAAGAUUUGUUAGAAAAUGUUCUCAACUUUAUUGGCUGAAUUUAUUUGAAAAUUGGGCUUAUUAACACAUGAAUACUGUGUAUUUGAACAUAUAUAUUUAAGAAGUACAAUAUAGGACAAGCACAGGCAUAUUCAGAGUUAUUGUGCCUGAUCAUUAAAUAGGAAAUUGUCUAUGCACAUGUUGAAAAUACAUAUUGACAUUUGUAUUGAACACUCAGUGGAUCAUGCACCUCUCCUGCUGCUGGAUACUGAAAUGCAAUUCUAGUUAGAUAAAUCUCAUCCAUGUGAAUUUAAAGGUCUUAAUAAGCAAUAAAUGGCGCGUUCUCACCAUGAUUUGGGUUUCAAUCUGUGGUGACUCAUCAGGUGAGAGUCAGUAGUCACAUUUAUUCGUCAUGUUAUAGAUAAUGUGUCAUUAAUUGUUUCCAAUUAGCCGUCAUGCUAAUCUUGCAGCCAAAGAAGCUGAAAGAGCGAAAGUGAAGCAGCACAUGCACUUUCUGGUACUUUUAGUCUCCUAGUGCUUCAGGCCAGUUGGAAAAUUAAAUAAUUUCUCAAUGAAGCUUUAUAUAUCAAACAAACUGUAUGAUUUAUAGCUUUUAAUAUGUGUCGGUAAUAUAACUAACCGAGCCACUGGAUGGCCUGCUCCUCGACACAGGAAAUGAUUUCUGCUUGAUGUUAUUUUACUUUUACUGACAAAAUGUAUGAAUGCCAACAAUGUACGUUUAUAAGCAGUGUUGUUCCUAAAUCCUAUCUUGUUGUUUUGCUAUAUGGAGGUUUGAUCAUAUUUGUUAAUGGUAAAUAAAAGUAUUUUUCUAAA
Trematomus bernacchii (emerald rockcod) is the source of this 4033-nucleotide messenger RNA. RefSeq names its product centrosomal protein 85, like (gene cep85l). The transcript is spliced from 13 exons. Gene Ontology annotation, cellular component: centrosome. The record is from RefSeq and is a predicted model, not a curated record. The coding region runs from base 234 to 2552 and encodes 772 amino acids. NCBI's taxonomy places the organism in Eukaryota, Metazoa, Chordata, Actinopteri, Perciformes, Nototheniidae.